GGAUAGCACAAAAUUUAUGCAUCUAUAAAUAGUCCAGAGUCGAGGCUAGCUUACCUUUGGGUCCUGCAGCCUUGGCAUUGCGCAGCUGCCAGCAGGGUUGUCAGCUUCAUCAGCAGUAUCCUAAUAUUUCUGCAUUAAGGCCAAGGAGUCCGCACAGGUGCAUUGCCAAUUAAUUUUUUUCUCAAACUCGUCGAACUGCCUGGCAACCCUGGGCAGCAACAGUUUGUCUGGGCUGUGCGCUGCCAGCUGCGCUCAUUAUCCUUGCCAGCUUGAGCAUGUGUGCCAGCAAAUUGAGCUCUCCGCCGCAGUUGUUAACUCCGGCCACGCCUACUAAAUCCCGACUGCGUUUGCUAUGCUUUUGCGGACUGCUCAUCUCCAUUUACACGCUGUACGUGAAAAUCCAGCUGGACCACGAUGAGAACUACACGGCCAUGUGCGAUUUGGCCGAGAGAGUGAGCUGCACCGCGGUCUUCAAGUCCGACUAUGGACGCGGUUUUGGACUCACGCAGCUGGUUUUUGGUAGAAGCACGAGUUAUUUAAAUCCACCCAAUGGCUCCAUUGGAGUCAUCUUUUACUCGCUGCUCUUUUUAUCCUCCUUCUACGAGCGCCGUUGGCUCUGCCAGCUGCAGCUGCUUGCCGCAGUUCUGACCCUACUGCUCUGCGUCUACCUUGGAGGUCUGCUGCUCCUCGUGCUCUACGACUGCUGCCUGGUCUGCGUGCUCAUCUAUGCCGUGCACACGCUGCUCCUGCUGGAGGUAUAUGGACGUUACAAGCGCCUCUAUGUAAUCAAAACGGCUGUCGAGUGAAAUAUAUCACAAAUUUUACAUGGAACCUAAUUGGUCCAAAUACAGAACACAUUUCUAUUUUUUCUGCUCUCAUAAACCAUAAAUAUAUUUAUUUUAUGAUACUCUUUAGUAUUAUUGCAACAUUUUCAGUAACUAACGAAA
Molecule: messenger RNA, 947 nt
Organism: Drosophila novamexicana
Lineage: Eukaryota; Metazoa; Arthropoda; Insecta; Diptera; Drosophilidae
Gene: Vkor
Product: vitamin K epoxide reductase complex subunit 1
Exons: 3
Coding region: 276-806 (176 amino acids)
Biological process (GO): vitamin K metabolic process; peptidyl-glutamic acid carboxylation
Molecular function (GO): vitamin-K-epoxide reductase (warfarin-sensitive) activity
Source: RefSeq, a predicted model, not a curated record